AUGACUUUCGCUCGCUCACUUAAUGCGCUGGUGCGCUCGUCAAGGAUAGCUGCACAGUCCUCGACACAUGUGAACCCAGUCAACAGUGUCUUUGGCCAGAAUAGAAUAUUAGCAAGGAACUAUGCUGCUCAGUUCCAGAGAACGAAGCCACACGUGAACAUCGGUACAAUUGGCCACGUCGAUCACGGAAAGACUACACUCACAGCUGCCAUCACCAAGCGACAAGCAGAAAAGGGCUACGCAAAGUUUUUGGAGUAUGGCGCAAUCGAUAAAGCUCCGGAAGAGCGAAAGCGAGGUAUCACCAUUUCCACAGCACACAUCGAAUACGAGACCGACAACAGACAUUACUCCCAUGUUGAUUGCCCAGGUCACGCCGAUUAUAUCAAGAACAUGAUUACUGGUGCUGCCAGUAUGGAUGGUGCUGUGGUAGUCGUCGCAGCAGGAGAUGGUCAGAUGCCCCAAACAAGAGAACAUUUGCUGCUAGCCCGACAGGUUGGUGUACAGAAAAUCGUUGUCUUCGUCAACAAAGUUGAUACUAUCGAAGACCAAGAAAUGUUGGAGCUCGUCGAGAUGGAGAUGAGAGAGCUGCUCUCCCAUUACGGUUUCGAGGGCGAUGAUACUCCUAUUAUUUUCGGUUCUGCCUUGAUGGCUCUCGAAGGCAAAAGGAGCGAGAUUGGUGUGGAAAAGAUCGACGAACUGCUCAAGUCGGUGGACGAGUGGAUCCCUACACCAGAACGUGACCUUGACAAGCCUUUCCUGAUGUCUAUCGAAGAAACUUUCUCGAUUUCGGGUCGUGGUACUGUCUGCUCCGGUCGUGUUGAGCGAGGUGUUCUGAAGAGAGAUUCCGAGGUUGAGAUUGUUGGUCGAACCAAAACUCCCAUCAAGACUAAGGUCACCGAUAUCGAGACCUUCAAGAAGUCGUGUGAAGAAUCUCGAGCUGGUGACAACUCGGGUCUGUUACUGCGAGGUGUCAAGAAAGACGACGUCAAGCGUGGCAUGGUUAUCGCCAUUCCAGGAACCGUCAAGCCACACACUCAAUUCAUGGUCUCCAUGUAUGUCUUGACCGAAGAGGAAGGUGGUCGAAAAUCUGGAUUUGGUCAGAACUACCGACCAGUCAUUUUCUUGAAGACUGCUGAUGAGGCUGCCUCGCUGGCUUGGCCCGAAGGAGUAGAAGAUACUGGCAAGAUGGUUAUGCCAGGUGACAACGUCGAAAUGGUCAUUACUACGCAUCACCCUGUUGCUGCUGAAGCUGGUCAGAGAUUCAACAUCCGAGAAGGUGGUCGUACCGUUGCUACCGGUUUGAUCACACGUAUCAUGAAGUAA
Molecule: messenger RNA, 1323 nt
Organism: Lithohypha guttulata
Lineage: Eukaryota; Fungi; Ascomycota; Eurotiomycetes; Chaetothyriales; Trichomeriaceae
Gene: TUF1
Product: translation elongation factor Tu
Exons: 3
Coding region: 1-1323 (440 amino acids)
Biological process (GO): mitochondrial translational elongation
Cellular component (GO): mitochondrion
Molecular function (GO): GTP binding; GTPase activity; translation elongation factor activity
Source: RefSeq, a predicted model, not a curated record